AUGUUUUAUAAUCAUCAGAGAGGGAAAGCGGGAAGGAAUUUAUUAACCCAAUUCCAUCUUCUUCUGAUACUACUGCUCAUAGUAUCUUUAUCAUGUGAAUCUCGACUUUUAGAUGGUAGUGAUAAUAAUGUAAAUAAUCCAACUCCUGGUACUCCACAACAAAAUUUUCAAAGGAACUACCCUCCUGAUCCCUUUUUUGGUCCAGAUGGAGAUUCGAUGAUAAAAACUCCUUCUGAUAAUAUUCUUAACGUACAACCAGUACCUAAUUGUACCGAUCAACUACCAGCUAAUACUUAUCCAAUGCCAAGAUGUAUCUCUAAUAUUAUAGCAAAUUAUCGUUUAGAUAAGUUUGAUAUCGCAAAGGCAAUGAGUUAUCGAUCUAAAAGACGAACCAGUCAUUUGACUACUUUUUUUGCUGAAUUUGUUGGUUAUGAUCUUAUCAGUUCAUCAAACAAUCUUCCAGAUAAUCCAUUGUAUAUACCAUCUGAUGAUGCAACGUAUAACUCAUAUUCAUAUAAUUCAGCAACGUCAUUACCAGGUCAAUUAAGUAGUUUGAGGUCUCUUCCUUUCAAUCGAUCGGAUUUUCUUUCUACUGCUACACAAAAAUCCAAGCGUAAUGGUUACAAUAAUUUAACACCUUUUUUGGACCUGAGUCCUAUUUAUGGUAUUACUGCUGAAAAUGCAAAAAGUCUUCGUGAGGGUAAUAAAGGAAAAUUAAAGACCAGUGGAAGUGAGUCUGAUCCUUACCCAUUUAAGGAUCCAACAACAGGAAAUUAUGUCCUUGGAACUGUCGGAGUACGAUCAAACAAUAUUUUUACAAUGUCCAUACAGACUAUUUGGCUACGUGAACAUAACAGAUUAUGUGAUGAGCUUUAUAAAAAAUAUGGUGACGGAUGGAAUGAUGAUCAAUAUUUUGAAGAGGCAAGGAAAUGGAAUAUUGCAUUUUAUCAAAAAGUUGUUGUAGAAGAAUAUCUUAAUGUCAUACUGGGUAAACAACUGCCGCCAUAUCAAAAAUAUGAUCCAGGUCUAACUCCAGGAAUUGAUGUUUUUUUUUCAACAGUAACAUUCAGAUAUGGUCAUAGUGAUAUGAGUGAUUUUUUUCGAAUUCAAGAUGAAAAUGGUGAUACAGUUAUUGAAUUACCAUUACAAAAUGUUACAGAUACGAGCUUACUAGAAAAAUUUAGUGUAGCGAGAUUGUUGACAUCAUUGUCUUUACAGCAUCAAGAAGAAGUCGAUAUAUUUUAUUCUGAUGCAACAAGAAAUAUUAGAUCACCUGAACCAAACACUUAUGAUCUUAUAGCAUUUGAUUCUCUAAGAGCUAGAGAUAGAGGGAUUGGAUUAUAUAAUGAUGUUCGUCUGGCAUAUGGUUUAACGAGGAAAGAUUCGUGGGAAAGUAUAACUUCAGUUAAGGAAAUACAGAAUUAUCUACAACAAUUAUAUCCUAAUGGAACUAAUCAAUUAGAAGCUUUGGUUGGAGCAAGAGUUGAAGAUCAUUUAAAUGAUUCAAACUUUGGUGAAUUGAUGAGCACUAGUAUGAUUACUCAAUUUAUGACUAUUAGAAAUUCAGAUAGAUUUUGGUGGGAGAACAAAGAGAAUGGCUUGUUUACUGAUGAUGAUAGAACCAUUACACUUAGAAAUAAAACAACAUUUAGAGAUAUUAUAUUACGUAAUUUAGAUGAUACUUUUCAAACACUAAUCCCACAAAAUAUUUGGACAGUCCAACCACCACAGAAAUUAUCUGGUUCAUCAUCAAAAUACCCUGGUCGUAUUGCUUUAUGGCCAUCAGCAUAUGUUAUUGGUUAUGAAAUUGUUGGAGAAUUUAUUAAUUUCCAAGUUCAAAUACUAACUACAGGUGGUAAUGCAUGGUUUGGAAUGGGAUUUGAUCCUGACGAUAAUGGUGGAAUGAUUGGAGCAGAUUUUGUAAUUGGAAUUAUUUCUAAUGGAAAUAUAUCAUCUUUAUCAAAUUAUCGAUCUAAUCCAACUGAUUACAGGCCUCCUAUGCCUGAUGGAGAUGAUUCGGAUUUAAAAUUAACCAAUUUUAUACUUUCUAAUAAUGAUGAUUUUGCAAUUGUUGAAUUCUCAAGACCUUUAGUACCUAAUGGAAGAAAAGGGAUUAAAAGAGGAAAAACGAAAUAUAUUUUGGCUUAUAACCCUACAAGUUCAGUAUUUUCGUAUCAUCAAAAUAAUCGUCAAAUGACAAUGGUUGAUUUUUACAAUAAUCAAAUUUCAUCAUCGUCUGUAUCUGACGGUCAAAGAUUAGUGAAAUUAGCUCAUGGAAUUGGAAUGUUAUUAAAUUGGUGUGUUGUAUUUCCUGCUUCUAUUUUUAUUGUAAGAUAUUACAAACAUACCAAUAGUUACAUCAAGAUACAUCGAUUUCUACAAUUGUUUGGUAGUAUUUGUAUUUGUGGUUUUGGUGCAGCAUCUAUGGCAACAAUUAGUCCAAAAACAAUUCAUUCAUGGUUGGGAAUAUCAAUAUAUGUUUUGUUAUUUGUUGAACUUGGAUUAGGCCUAAUAUCAAUUUGGGGUCAAGUAGCAAUAGUCUCGGUUAAUCAGGGAUAUCCUAGGCUUGUUAAAAGAGUUCACAGAUUUUUUGGUCUGGCUUUAUUAAUAUCUGCCUGGGUAAAUGUGUAUUUUGGAAUUGACUCAUAUUGUUUAUUUUAUGGAUAUGAAUCAUUAUAUUAUAAAAUUGCAUAUUUUAUAUGGAUUGGCAUGGUAAUAAUAGCAUUUUUAUUUGGUGAAUAUUGGUGGAAUUUUAAAGGAACUUGGAAAUGGAAAUAUACCCUGUCGAAUUUUGAAAAAGAAAAUGAAAAGAAAAAUGAUAAAAAAUCACUUUUUUUAUUGCAUAUUCCCAAAGAAGAUUUUGAUAGAUUGCCAGAAUUUACAUGGAGUGAAGUUAAUGAACGUGUUCAACGCGGUGCAUAUUUAGUAGUUUGUGAUGGGUUUAUUGUUAAUAUGAGAAAAUGGAUUAGGGUACAUCCUGGCGGGGCAAAAAUUCUUGAACGUGUCAUAGGAACAGAUAUAACAAAUGAUUUUUUUGGUUAUAAAGGUAAAGAGAUCGUUGAGGAGAUUGAUUUACCAGAAAUAAAAUCUAUCCCAACUGGCUAUUCAACAUCAAUAUUAGGGCAAUAUACUGAUAUUUUACGUGAGAGGACAAAAAAAUACACAACUCAAAAAAAUUCAGUUGCACAAGUUGUUGAUGAUAUGAAUGUUAAAUAUUUCUUAAAGGCACCUUUGGCUAUACACCCACAUAGUUUGUUUGCAAUUAAAAAAAUAGCAACAAUGAUUGUAGCAAAAUUAAAAGAAACCCCCGAUCUUGACUUAUCAAUAUUACAACCUGCACCAAUAUUUGGUCCAUCAAAUGCAGUCGAUGGAGGAUUAAGUGAUGAGGAAAUGGCUAAACAAGACACUGCAUUUAGAAUAAAGUUCCGCAGAUACAAAUUGACAAGUAAAGUGCCCAUCAACGGCAGUAAAAAAUAUCCAGUGAUGAAAUUCACAUUCACAAUAAACGAACAAUUAAGAGGAUAUGAAAUUCAAGUGAGAGGACCGUUUGAUGUUGGAGAUAGAGAAAAUUUACAAACACAAUUAUUAUCCCAGACUGUUGAUGCAUCAUUACAAUAUAGAAAAUCCAGUUUGACUGGAAGAACUACUCCAUCAUUCAUAUCUUCAUCAACAAAGGAUAUAAUUAACGGUGUAGAACUAGAAGAGUAUGAAAUAAGUAGUAGGGGUAUGCUAACUAUAACAUAUGCACUAAAUAUACCAGAUCAAGGUUGGAAGGGGGAAUAUGGUAAAAUUGAUAAUGAAAUGAUUUCAAAUUGGUUAAGUUCAAAAUCAAUGCCACAUCAUACAAGACCUCAUAAAACACCACCACCAAUUAUGAUGAAUAAUAAUAAUCAGAACAGUUAUUAUAGAACAUCAAUUAAUCCUGAAAGCGCUUUAAAAUAUUUAACAAUGACACCACCACCACAAUCAUCAAGUCCUCUAUUAAUUACUAAUUCAAUAACUGAUCCAAGAUCUGUAAAUGAUGAUAAUUAUAUUAUUAGAUUUCAUGGUAGUGACGGUACAAUGAGUGAAAGAUAUAGUAAUGUUAUUAUUAAUAAGAGAAAACCUAAACUUGAUCCUAACAGUAAAAUAAUUGUUUGUGGACAUAUAGAUAUGAUAAAUGUUGUUGAGCAAUCGUUGAAAGGUCUAGGUUAUACUGAGGAAGAUUUUAUAUUAAUAGCAUAG
Molecule: messenger RNA, 4224 nt
Organism: Entrophospora sp. SA101
Lineage: Eukaryota; Fungi; Glomeromycota; Glomeromycetes; Entrophosporales; Entrophosporaceae
Source: the annotation of a GenBank genome assembly